Messenger RNA from Miniopterus natalensis, 585 nucleotides. The record is from RefSeq and is a predicted model, not a curated record. NCBI's taxonomy places the organism in Eukaryota, Metazoa, Chordata, Mammalia, Chiroptera, Miniopteridae.
AUGGAGCACUGCGAGGCCACGCACAUGCUGCUGGCUGACCAGGGCCAGAGCUGGAAGGAGGAGGUGGUGACCAUGGACACCUGGCUGCAGGUACUCAAAGCCUCCUGUCUGUAUGGGCAGGUCCCCAAGUUCCAGGACGGAGACCUGACCCUGUACCAGUCCAAUGCCAUCCUGUGCCACCUGGGCUGCUCCCUUGGGCUCUACAGCAAAGACCAGUGGGAGGUGGCCGCCGUGGACAUGGUCAAUGACGGUUGGAGGACCUCCCGAAGCUCUGUGGCCACCUCCUCUGAGGAAGGCAAAGCCCAGUAUGUUCAGGAGCUGCCGGGGCACCUGAAGCCUUUCGAGACUCUGCUGACCCAGAACCAGGGGGACCAGGCCUUCGUCAUGGGCGACCAGAUCUCCUUCGCCAACUAGGACCUGCUGGACCUGCUGCUGAAUCACCAGAUCCUGGUCCCUGGCUGCCUGCACACCCUCCCCCUGCUCUCCUCCUACAUGGCUCGCCUCAGAGCCCGGCCCAAGCUCAAGGCCUUCCUGGCCUCCCCCUAGCACCUGAACUGCCCCAUCUCUGGAGCCCAAAAGAUAUGA